UGUUUAUUCGAAAGAGGUGGAAUGCUAUUUUAAUGAGUUCGACUUCGGUAGAUUCUUGACGUUCUCAAGAGUCGGGCGUGGCGCCUAGAAUAAUAAAUAUAGAAAGUUGUUGGAACUAACGGCGAUCAAGCUAAUUCUGAAAAUGGACGAACAACAAGUUUUUAUAAUUUCUGCAGCCCGGACGCCGAUAGGAUCGCUCUGCGGCUCUUUGUCUACUCUGAAGGCGUCAGACUUAGGAAGCAUAGUCAUCAAGGAAAGUCUGUCUAGGGCAGAGCUGGAUGGUAAUUACGUUGAGGAAGUGAUCAUGGGCCAAACCCUGACCUCAGGACAAGGACAGAAUCCAGCAAGGCAGGCAGCUAUAAAGGCUGGCAUCCCCAUAUCUGUACCUGCAUAUCAAAUCAACAUGCUCUGUGGAUCUGGACUGAAGGCGAUCGUGAAUGGGUACACAUCGAUAUUAGCUGGUGAGAAACAAGUGGUAGUAGCUGGUGGACAAGAGUCUAUGAGCCUAGCACAGCAUUCGAUAUACUUGAGGAAGGGAACGGCAUUGGGAAAUGCUACUAUGGUAGACACAUUGAUUGUCGAUGGAUUGACAGAUGCUUUUGAGAAUGUUCAUAUGGGAAUAACAGCCGAAAACAUAGCUAAGAAAUAUAAUAUCAGCCGAGAAGAGCAAGAUAAGUAUGCGGCAAAAUCACAACAAAGGGUUGAGGCUGCUGUAGCAGCAGGGAACUUCGACAUGGAAAUUGUACCUGUGAUAAUACCGACUAGAAAAGAAACCAUAGUCGUGUCCAAGGAUGAAUUUCCUAAACCAGGAACAACUGUUGAUGGAUUGGCAAAGUUACGACCGGCUUUUAUCAAGGACGAGGGAACUGUGACCGCUGGAAAUGCAUCAGGAGUUAACGAUGGCGCAGCAGCUGUAGUAUUAAUGUCCAAAGGCGCAGCUGUAGCAAAAGAUGUUCUUUCAAAAGCCCUUGCCAGAAUCGUAGCGGUUGCUCAAACAGGUUUAGAGCCCAGCCUGAUGGGAAUGGGACCAGUUUCAGCAGUGAAUUUAGUAUUGCAAAAGGCUAAGUGGACGAAAGAAGAAGUCGAUUUGUACGAACUAAACGAGGCUUUUGCCGCUCAAUCGAUUGCAUGCGUACAAGAGCUCGGAUUAGAUAUAAAAAAAGUCAAUGUAAAUGGUGGCGCGAUUGCACUCGGCCAUCCCAUAGGGGCUUCAGGAGCCAGGGUUCUGGUGACUUUGCUUCACGCCUUACAACGUACCAACGGCAAGAAGGGAGUAGCAUCACUAUGUAUUGGGGGAGGUAUGGGAAUAGCGAUUGCUGUUGAGAGGCAAUGAUAAUAGUAGAUAUCACUAAUAGGUCGAUACCUAAAUUUGUUAGUGAAUCAAUCAGUGUUACUAACUCUAAGGUAAUUCCAAAACUAUCCAAUGGAUUGAAACAAUUUAAAAUGGAUAAAUAGCUGCUUCCUAACUACAGCUGUAAAUAGCUAACUUUCGAUUAGUCAUUUAUUUAAUAUAGAUAAGAAAUGACUUGCAUACACAGUGACUUUAAGAAUGCCUCUAAAUCAAUACGAAAUGGUACACAAGUAUUCAGAUUUUAGCAAUUACUUCACUCAAUAUCCUUACUUUUCCUGUUGCAAACCAUAGCAAUUUGCUUGAUAUUAUCUGUUAUCUAUGAUAUUAAAUAUCAACUAUUCAGUCUAUUAUAUAUUCAAGAUUUUAUAAGUUUGUUCUAUUGUUAUUCGACAUGAGAGGAUAAAAGAUGACGAAGAAAAUAAAAUUUUACACCGGUUAA
Molecule: messenger RNA, 1790 nt
Organism: Athalia rosae (coleseed sawfly)
Lineage: Eukaryota; Metazoa; Arthropoda; Insecta; Hymenoptera; Athaliidae
Gene: Acat2
Product: acetyl-CoA acetyltransferase
Exons: 8
Coding region: 143-1333 (396 amino acids)
Biological process (GO): fatty acid beta-oxidation
Molecular function (GO): acetyl-CoA C-acetyltransferase activity
Source: RefSeq, a predicted model, not a curated record